UGUUGCCAAGGUAACACUUUGAGAUUUUAGCAAGAAUAAGGAGUCAGAAGUGAUACGUUUUUCGUGAAAUAACCAUGUUUAGCAGUUAUUUUUCCGUGAUCCUGGUAUUUAUAUUGCCAUCUUCAGUGCUUAAUUUUUCUUUUUUGUACAUCAUACUAACAAGACAACAUCUCCAGACGGUUCCAAAUCUGUACCUUGUAUCUAUUUUGAUAGCAAACAUUAUUUCAGCAAUAUCCGUAACUGUGCAAAUGUCAGUUUAUAUAUUUUCUCCCGAAAUAGAAAAUGUUUACUUUUUUUGUUCAAUUAUGGAAUUAAUUGAUAAAUGUCUGCAUGUUGCUACCUCAGGAUGUUUAAUUUGCAUGGCCAAUGAACGAUUCAAAUACUUUGUGAAGACAACAACAUAUAUUCCCAGUCACAGCGAUACAAAGAAAUCAAUCGUCUUAAUAUGGUUUAUAUCAGUUCUGUACUGUAUUUUAUCGUUUCUACUUAUUUACAUGGUUGGACGAACGUCUGUUUCCAUAGACACUAACUCGUCAUGUGACCACCAGCUCAAUGUCGGCGAUAUUAUUAUUUUUGCAUUAGACUUGAUUGGUAUUCAAAUAACAACGGUGGUAUUCUUUGUUAUACAGUAUGCAAGAAUAAUACAAAAGCUAUGGUGCAAUCCAUACUCAAAUAUCAUUCUUCACUACAAAAGAAAGAAGUCCGUGUAUAUGCUUCUUGGUAUAUCUAUAGCAACAUGGUGUAUGAUGGCAAUCGUUGACAUUACGAAGAAAGUAAACAUGUUUUCCGUUCUCACCAAAGUUGAAUUUGUCAUCCUACUCAUACAAACGCUUAGUUUAUUUGUUCUUCCGGUUGUAUAUAUUAUUUUCUCUGAACAAACAAAACGUGAGUAUAGGAGUAUGCUAAAGCUCUGUACGUCUAACAGAGUAGAGAAUGCUCCGAUAUGUGACCCAAAUACAUUCUUUGACCCCAAUGAGCAGUAUUUUUCCGAAAUGUAAUUAGAUUGUUCAUCUCAAGAGAAUAAAUGUAAUUUGGAUUGGUCAUUUCAAGAGAAUAAAUGUAAAUUGGAUUGGUCAUUUCAAGAGAAUAAAUGUAAAUUUCUUCUUUAUAAGACAUGAACUGGUGGAACAUUUAUGGAUAAUGAAGUUUGAAUCAAGAGAAUACAAAACUAGUCUGUUCUAGUAAGGGAUAUGUUUGUGUAUAUUCCUGACAACAGACGGAAUGGGCUCUUGAUAUAUCCCAGACAACAGACGGAAUGGGCUCUUGAUAUAUCCCAGACAACAGACGGAAUGGGCUCUUGAAAUAUCCCAGACAACAGACGGAAUGGGCUCUUGAUAUAUUCCAGACAACAGACGGAAUGGGCUCUUGAUAUAUCCCAGACAACAGACGGAAUGGGCUCUUGAUAUAUCCCAGACAACCGACGGAAUGGGCUCUUGAAAUAUCUCUGACAACAGACGGAAUGGGCUCUUGAUAUAUCCCAGACAACAGACGGAAUGGGCUCUUGAUAUAUUCCAGACAACAGACGGAAUGGGCUCUUGAUAUAUCCCAGACAACAGACGGAAUGGGCUCUUGAUAUAUCCCAGACAACAGACGGAAUGGGCUCUUGAUAUAUUCCAGACAACAGACGGAAUGGGCUCUUGAUAUAUCCCAGACAACCGACGGAAUGGGCUCUUGAAAUAUCUCUGACAACAGACGGAAUGGGCUCUUGAUAUAUCCCAGACA
Molecule: messenger RNA, 1722 nt
Organism: Mytilus trossulus (common blue mussel)
Lineage: Eukaryota; Metazoa; Mollusca; Bivalvia; Mytilida; Mytilidae
Exons: 2
Coding region: 75-998 (307 amino acids)
Biological process (GO): G protein-coupled receptor signaling pathway
Cellular component (GO): membrane
Molecular function (GO): G protein-coupled receptor activity
Source: RefSeq, a predicted model, not a curated record